Messenger RNA from Mesocricetus auratus (golden hamster), 1429 nucleotides. RefSeq names its product calcium homeostasis modulator 3 (gene Calhm3). The coding region runs from base 128 to 1162 and encodes 344 amino acids. Lineage: Eukaryota; Metazoa; Chordata; Mammalia; Rodentia; Cricetidae. Gene Ontology annotation, molecular function: monoatomic cation channel activity. The record is from RefSeq and is a predicted model, not a curated record. The transcript has 3 exons.
GGAGAGUAGGCUUGGAGGCUGCAGGCAGACUUUUCUUUUGUCCGCUGUGGGCCCUCCUGCGGCCCCCCAUCACUGAGUGGCCAAGCCUCGGCGUCCCACCCACGGCUGCGCACGCGCAACUGCAGUCAUGGAUAGGUUCCGAAUGCUCUUCCAGCACCUUCAGUCCAGCUCGGAGUCGGUGAUGAACGGCAUUUGCCUUCUGCUGGCCGCUGUCACAGUCAAGAUGUACUCCUCCUUUGACUUCAACUGCCCCUGCCUAGCACGCUACAAUGCCCUCUACGGCCUGGGCCUGCUGCUCACACCCCCUCUGGCCCUCUUCCUCUGCGGUCUCUUGGUCAACAGACAAUCUGUGGUGAUGGUGGAGGAAUGGCGUCGGCCAGCAGGGCGCCGGAAGAAGGACCUGGGCAUCAUCAGGUACAUGUGUUCCUCCGUGCUGCAGCGAGCCCUAGCAGCACCCAUGGUCUGGAUCCUGCUGGCCCUCCUUGACGGGAAGUGUUUCGUGUGUGCCUUCAGCAACUCCGUUGACCCUGAGAAGUUUCUGGAUUUUGCCAACAUGACCCCCAGCCAGGUACAGCUCUUCCUAGCCAAGGUGCCCUGCAAGGAGGAUGAGAUGGUUAAAGACAGCCCCGCACGCAAGGCUGUGUCUCGAUACCUGAGGUGCCUGUCACAGGCCAUCGGCUGGAGUAUUACCUUACUGCUAAUCGUGGUGGCCUUCCUAGCCCGCUGCCUGAGGCCCUGCUUUGACCAGACAAUCUUCCUACAGCGCAGAUACUGGAGCAAUUAUGUGGACUUGGAACAGAAGCUCUUCGAUGAGACGUGCUGUGAGCAUGCGCGGGACUUCGCGCACCGCUGUGUGCUGCACUUCUUUGCGAGCAUGCAAAGCGAGCUGCGCGCUCUGGGGCUGCGUCGGGACCCAGCAGGUGGAAUCCCUGAGUCACAGGAGCUCCCAGAGCCCCCAGAGGACCUGGAUGGUGGAAGCGGGAAGGCCCACCUGCGUGCGAUCUCCAGCCGAGAGCAGGUGGAUCACCUCCUAAGUACCUGGUACUCCAGCAAGCCGCCGCUUGACCUUGCAGCAUCCCCCAGGCUCUGGGGGCCUGGCCUCAGCCACCGUGCCCCGAUAGCUGCUCCAGGUACUAAGCUGUGCCACCAGGUCGACGUGUAGGGAUCUUGUUCGGUUCCAGCAGCAGCAGCAGUUUUCCCAGGUCAAAUGCCCAUGUUGACAUGGAUCUGGGAGCCAGUCUCCUGUUGACCUCCUUCUCUGAUAGGCCGGUAUCUGCCUAGUUUCUGGGUGUGUCCUCCUCUGUGGGUAUCAUCCUCUCUGAACCCGAUCAAGUUCAGUGCACCCAGGACUGAGUCCCGGAAUUCAUCCACCCAUCUUCCCUCCCUCCCUCCCUCCCUCCCUCCCUCCCUCCCUCCCUCCCUCCCUCCC